AUGAAGACAGUAGACACUAAAGGUCGUAAUGACACCAAAGAAAUUUCCCAAACAAAAAAUAACAGCCACAACAACAGCUAUAACUUCUACAACAACAACAACAACAAGAAUAGCACAGAAGAUAUUACAGAGGCAGCCUUUGUAAAUGCAGCAAAUAGCAAGGUUGUGUCUCUUUUGGCAAAAGAGGCAGGAUUCAACUCCGUACAACGAUCUGCACUUGACUCUCUCUCAGACAUAUUAGGAAUCUAUCUCGAAAGAAUUCUUUAUUCAUCUCACACGUAUGCAGAGCUUGGGAAUCGCAUGAGACCCAAUUAUCAUGAUGUUGAACAAUCCCUCAAGGAUGAAGGACUUCCCAUGCAAAACUUUGAGAAGUACUUGGAGAAAACAAAAGCAGACAAAACAUUGGUUAAACCUGCGAAACGAGUAUUACGUAUUGAACGCUCAAAGUCCCAAAAUAUGGAUCAAACAUCACACUUUCUCCCGUCUGAAGAUGAAGACGAGGAUGAAUUUUCAGAUGAAAGAAGAGAGUCUUCUGGUCAAGAUCUGCCGUCUUAUGUGCCUUCUCACUUGCCACGUUUCCCAAGUAAACACUCUUUUCGACAAACACCUGUAUAUAUACAACGUCCGGAUGAUCCACAAAAGGUGCGCGCGCUCAAUUCGCAGCAGUCUCGUACGGUGGAAGAGAACUUGAAACGCUUGAUGUCAGCCGAGAACCAACACGGGUUACAUACAGAUGAUCGCAAGGAUUCUAUAGCAUCCGGAAGCACCGUUGCUAUGCCACUGGUGAAUUAUGAAAACUCUAUGCAAAGAAGAGCGAGGGCAAAACAAUCGGGUUUCUCAGACUUCAGGGCAAGUGGCAGAAACAGUUACAGUGGCGAUAAACCGGUUAUACCAUUGAAGCGUUUUUCAGAUACGCUUGAUAGCCCUCCAAAAGAUGCCCGCAAAAAUGUUGGGCCUGUAAAUUGA
This is a messenger RNA of Phycomyces blakesleeanus NRRL 1555(-), 966 nucleotides long. RefSeq lists its product as hypothetical. The record is from RefSeq and is a predicted model, not a curated record. Lineage: Eukaryota; Fungi; Mucoromycota; Mucoromycetes; Mucorales; Phycomycetaceae. The coding region runs from base 1 to 966 and encodes 321 amino acids. The transcript has 4 exons. Gene Ontology annotation, molecular function: protein heterodimerization activity. Gene Ontology annotation, cellular component: transcription factor TFIID complex. Gene Ontology annotation, biological process: transcription initiation at RNA polymerase II promoter.